CUAUCCUCACUCAGCAACAGUAACAAACUCCGGCGACGCCGAUGUUUACCCAAAUUCAACCCGCCGCACGGAUUCACUCAGCAAUACCACCAUUUCCGGCUAGUUAUUCUCUACGCCGCCGCCAGCCCCUUCUCCAUCGCCGUGGUCCUCGCUUUUCCUUUUCCCGCCUCCGGAUACUCAAUUGCUCAAAGCUCGCAAAUGAAAGCGGAAGCCCUAGUUCGAGCGAGAUAAGUGAGCAUCAAAGCGUCAGUGGAGACGAUGGAGUGAGGAGAGCUUAUCCGUUUCACGAAAUCGAGCCUAAGUGGCAGCAUUACUGGGAGGAGAAGAAGACUUUUCGGACGCCCGAUGAAAUCGAUACUUCCAAGCCCAAAUUCUACGUUCUCGACAUGUUUCCUUAUCCCAGUGGGGCUGGUUUACAUGUGGGGCAUCCUCUUGGUUAUACUGCUACGGAUAUCCUUGCUAGACUCAAACGGAUGCAAGGUUUCAAUGUGUUACAUCCAAUGGGUUGGGAUGCUUUUGGUUUACCUGCAGAGCAGUAUGCAAUCGAGACAGGGACGCACCCAAAUAUUACAACAUUCAGAAACAUUGAUCGAUUCCGCUCUCAGCUUAAAUUAUUGGGCUUCUCAUAUGACUGGGAUCGUGAAAUUUCUACGACUGAGCCCGAUUAUUACAAAUGGACGCAGUGGAUAUUUCUGCAGCUCCUAAAGAGAGGAUUGGCAUAUCAGGCUGAAGUUCCUGUGAACUGGUGCCCUGCUCUGGGAACUGUUUUGGCAAAUGAAGAAGUUGUGGAUGGAGUUAGCGAGCGUGGGGGACAUCCAGUUGUUCGAAAACCUAUGCGGCAAUGGAUGCUGAAGAUUACUGCAUAUGCUGACCGUCUACUUGAAGAUUUAGAUGGCAUCGACUGGCCUGAAAGUGUUAAGGAAAUGCAAAGGAACUGGAUAGGGAGAUCAGAAGGGGCAGAGCUGCAAUUCAGUGCCAUGGAUAGUGAUGGUUUGGAAAGUGACGUUAAAAUUACUGUUUACACCACGAGGCCUGAUACGAUAUUUGGUGCAACUUACUUAGUCCUUGCUCCUGAACAUGUGCUAUUGCCAGCCAUCAUAGCUGAUUCCCAAAGAGAAGUUGUCGAAGAGUACACGGAACUUGCUUCCAGAAAGAGUGAUCUGGAGAGGACUGAGCUCCAAAAGGAAAAAACUGGAGUCUUUAGUGGUAGCUAUGCAAGAAAUCCAGCUAAUGGAUUAGCUAUUCCAAUUUGGGUAGCUGAUUAUGUUUUGGGAAGCUAUGGAACAGGAGCAAUUAUGGCUGUACCUGCGCAUGACACACGAGACCAUGAGUUUGCUUUGAAGUACAAUAUUCCAGUCUGUGGGGUUGUGACUCCGGAAAAUGGAAGUUUCAGUUACCUUGAGAAGGCUUACACUGGUGAUGGUACGAUGAUAAAUUCAUCAAGUCCAACAUCAGGACUUGACAUUAAUGGUCUACCUAGCAAAGAUGCUGCGUCUAAGGUCAUUGAGUGGGUUGAGAAAACUGGGUGUGGAACGAAAAAGGUGAACUAUAAAUUAAGGGACUGGCUAUUUGCUCGGCAGCGUUAUUGGGGAGAGCCUAUCCCUGUCAUAUUUCUAGAUGGUACAGGUGAAUGUGUUCCAGUUUCUGAAGCUGAGCUUCCUCUUACCCUUCCCGAGCUGGAUGAUUUUAGUCCAACUGGGACUGGGGAGCCACCAUUAGCUAAGGCCCUUUCCUGGGUACAAACAAUUGACCCUAUCUCUGGGAAGUCAGCCCAGCGGGAAACAAACACUAUGCCUCAGUGGGCUGGUUCUUGCUGGUACUACUUGAGGUUCAUGGACCCUAGAAAUCCAAAUGCAUUGGUUGACAAGGAAAAAGAGAAGUAUUGGAGCCCUGUUGAUGUGUAUGUUGGAGGUGCUGAACACGCAGUUCUUCACUUACUGUAUGCUAGAUUCUGGCACAAGGUUCUUUAUGAUGUUGGAGUCGUCUCAACUAAAGAACCUUUUCAAUGUGUCAUAAACCAGGGAAUUAUUCUUGGAGAAGUUCAAUACAUAGCUUUCAGGGAUUCAGAUGGGAACCUAGUUUCUGCUGAUUCUGUUGAUGAUAUGGGGGACAUCAGUCAAGAAAUUGUACCUGAGGGGAAGGUAACAAAAUCUGGUGAUUGUUUCAUGCUGAAAGACAAUCCUGAUAUUCGCUUGAUUGGCCGUGCUCACAAGAUGAGUAAGAGUAGGGGAAAUGUUGUUAACCCAGAUGAUGUCGUCUCACAAUAUGGUGCAGAUUCUCUUCGUUUAUAUGAAAUGUUCAUGGGUCCAUUCAGAGAUUCAAAAACGUGGAGUACAAGUGGUAUUGAUGGUGUUCAUCGCUUUCUGGCAAGAGUUUGGAGAUUGGUUGUUGGUUCACCAUCAUUUGAUGGUAAAUACAACGUGGGAACAGUGGAUCUCGAUGGAGAGCCUUCUCUCGAACAGCUUCGUUGUCUUCAUAGAUGUAUUAGUAAGGUGACAGAAGAAGUUGAAGGAACACGAUUUAACACUGGAAUUUCUGCAAUGAUGGAAUUCAUCAAUGCAGCAUAUAAGUGGGACCAACUUCCGAGACCAGUCAUCGAACAAUUUGUUUUGUUGCUAUCGCCUUAUGCGCCUCACAUGUCCGAGGAGCUAUGGUCUCGCCUUGGACACUCCACUUCACUGGCUUAUGAGCCUUACCCAAAGGUGAACCCCGAAUACUUGAAAGAGUCAACGGUGGUCUUACCUGUCCAAAUCAACGGGAAGACAAGGGGCACCGUUCAGGUCGAGAAACAAUGCACCGAGGAAGAUGCUUUUGGACUAGCUUCAUCGGAUCCCAAACUUUCUAAGUUUCUGGAUGGGAAAACAAUCAAGAAGAGAAUUUUUGUUCCUGGUAAGAUAUUGAAUAUUAUUAUAGACGCACAGAACGCCAAGGUGGCUCAAAGAUAGCUCCUUUGGCAAGCAGAUUCGAGUCUGUGUGCAUAAAUAAUAUGGUGAAAUCAAUGAAGUGAGCAUUGGUGUCCUCUUCAUUUGGCUUCUUAGUUGAUGAUUUUGUAGACUUUAUAUUCAAUGUUAGCUGAUUAUUCUAUACAGACAAAAAUUCAUUCUGAUAAUACAGAUGCUAUUUGCUAUUGUGUUUUCUCAUUUUCAAGGCUUUUCGUUUUUAAA
Molecule: messenger RNA, 3164 nt
Organism: Salvia splendens (bonfire salvia)
Lineage: Eukaryota; Viridiplantae; Streptophyta; Magnoliopsida; Lamiales; Lamiaceae
Product: leucine--tRNA ligase, chloroplastic/mitochondrial-like
Exons: 20
Coding region: 42-2945 (967 amino acids)
Biological process (GO): leucyl-tRNA aminoacylation
Cellular component (GO): cytosol
Molecular function (GO): leucine-tRNA ligase activity; aminoacyl-tRNA deacylase activity; ATP binding
Source: RefSeq, a predicted model, not a curated record